AUGUCUCAUAUCUUCUCAGGAAUCCAACAAUUACCACCAGAUGCUCUUUUCGGGUUAAAAGCUCGUUAUACUGCUGAUACUCGUUCUGAAAAAGUUGAUUUAGGUAUUGGUGCUUAUCGUGAUGAAAAUGGUAAACCAUGGGUUUUACCUUCUGUUAAAGAAGCUGAUAAAUUAAUUCAUGAAGAUCCAAAUUUUAAUCAUGAAUAUUUACCAAUUCAAGGUUUUGCAAGUUUUGUUGAUGCUGCUGCUAAAGUUAUCUUGGGUGAUGAAUCUCCAGCUAUUAAACAAGAAAGAUUAGUUUCAAUUCAAACUUUAUCAGGUACUGGUUCUUUACAUAUUGCUGCUAAAUUCUUGGUUAAAUUUUAUAAUCAAUCUCAAACUGUUUAUUUAUCAAAACCAACUUGGGCUAAUCAUUAUCAAGUUUUCGAAUCUUUAGGUUUAAAAACUGCAUCUUAUUCAUAUUGGAAUACAGAAACUAAAUCUUUAGAUAUUGAAGGUUAUUUAAAUGAUAUUAAUAAUGCUCCAGAAGGUUCUAUUUUCCUUUUACAUUCAUGUGCUCAUAAUCCAACUGGUUUAGAUCCAACAAGAGAUGAAUGGAUCAAGAUUUUAGAAGCCUUAAAAUCUAAAAAUCAUUUACCAUUAUUUGAUUCAGCUUAUCAAGGUUUUGCAUCAGGUGAUUUAGCUAAUGAUGCAUGGGCUAUUCAAAAAGGUGUUGAAAUUUUAGAAACUCCAAUCUUGAUUUGUCAAUCAUUUGCUAAAAAUGUUGGUAUGUAUGGUGAAAGAAUUGGUGCAUUCCAUUUAGUUUUACCAACUUCAGAUAAUAAAUCUGCUAUUUUAUCUCAAUUACAAACUUUUAUUAGAUCAGAAAUUUCAAAUCCACCUGCUUAUGGUGCCAAGAUUGUUUCUAAAAUUUUAACUACUCCAUCUUUAAGAAAACAAUGGGAACAAGAUUUAAUUACAAUGAGUCAACGUAUUACAAGUCAAAGAAUUGCCUUAAGAGAUGCUUUAGUUCAAUUAGGUACUCCAGGUACUUGGGAUCAUAUUGUUAAUCAACAAGGUAUGUUUUCAUUUACUGGAUUAACUAAAGAACAAGUUGCAAGAUUAGAAUCUAAACAUGCAGUAUAUUUAGUUAGUUCAGGUAGAGCUUCAGUUGCAGGUUUAAACAAUCAUAAUGUUCAAUACGUUGCCAAAGCCAUUGAUGAAGUUGUCCGUAACACUGAUACUAAAUUAUAA
This is a messenger RNA of Hansenula ciferrii, 1233 nucleotides long. It is a transcript of the gene AAT2, whose product is annotated as aspartate transaminase AAT2. The coding region runs from base 1 to 1233 and encodes 410 amino acids. Gene Ontology annotation, biological process: L-aspartate biosynthetic process. Gene Ontology annotation, cellular component: cytosol. The transcript has a single exon. The record is from RefSeq and is a predicted model, not a curated record. NCBI's taxonomy places the organism in Eukaryota, Fungi, Ascomycota, Saccharomycetes, Phaffomycetales, Wickerhamomycetaceae. Gene Ontology annotation, molecular function: L-aspartate:2-oxoglutarate transaminase activity; pyridoxal phosphate binding.